AAAAAAAAAGUGUCAUUUUGCAAAACUCCAAUUUUUAUGGUUUUCUAGCUACUGAUCGCGGAUGUAUUUGAUCAACUACAAAUUUAUGAAGGCGGCGCCAGCAGGAGAAAGAGCUGGAAUCUAAGCAAGAGCCGAUCAGAGUUGGGUAAAACGAAUGAAAGAAGAUCCAGAAUGGGACAUAUACGAAAAGCUUACCAACAAGGUGAGCCGCCCGGCGCCCCAACUACAAGAGGAACAUAAAGAAUUUCUGAUCAACUUUUUCGACGAGCAGCCCCAAACGACUAGAGAAGACGCCGUGGCGAGCCUGACCGCAGCAUUCGAAGGUUUUACCCUGAGAAGUUCAUGGGUUGGCACGUUUACCAAGAACGAUUGCAACUUGACAGUGAAGCGGAUAACUCGUCAUCUUGUGUGUGGUAUUCUUGACCAAGAUUUUACUGCUGUAUUUAUACCAAAGGACAACCGAGAAUGA
Molecule: messenger RNA, 469 nt
Organism: Rhizopus microsporus ATCC 52813
Lineage: Eukaryota; Fungi; Mucoromycota; Mucoromycetes; Mucorales; Rhizopodaceae
Exons: 2
Coding region: 155-469 (104 amino acids)
Source: RefSeq, a predicted model, not a curated record